Molecule: messenger RNA, 2514 nt
Organism: Musa acuminata AAA Group (dessert banana)
Lineage: Eukaryota; Viridiplantae; Streptophyta; Magnoliopsida; Zingiberales; Musaceae
Product: protein indeterminate-domain 5, chloroplastic
Exons: 3
Coding region: 700-2355 (551 amino acids)
Cellular component (GO): nucleus
Molecular function (GO): DNA-binding transcription factor activity
Source: RefSeq, a predicted model, not a curated record
UCUUUCUUUCUCUGUCUCUGUCUCUUUCUCUCUCUCUCUCUCUGCGAAUUUAUAUACAGAAAAUUUUGGUGGAUUGCUUAUGUGUGGUGUGAAGGAGUAAGGAAGGAUAGAGGUCCGAAGGGGAAAGGUGGAGAAGAAGAAGAAGAAUCAUCCGUAGGGGAAGAAGAGAGAAAGAGAUGGUUUCGAGGAACCCAAAGAAACCACAGAGCAACCCUUUGUUCUCUCCCUCCAACAAGGAGUAGCAGAAGAACAAAGAGAAGGGAAGGGAAGAGGUUCUCUUUAGUUUGGUUUUGUGCUCCUUUGUUUUCUUCUAUCCCUCUCUCACUCUUUCUCUCCUUGUAUUUGGCUUCGAGUGCAACUGUUUGUUUGGAUUGCCGGCUCCCUUUGUUCUCUAGUAGAGGUAGCAAGAGUCACCAGGUGGUAGAAUUUGGAGGUUUUUGUUUAGGGUCUGUCUUGUUGGUGUGUAGAUCCACACUCGCGUACUAAGAUUUGGGUUCUUGCCCUCCUCCUCCCCUUCCCUUGGAUCUAGAAAAGGGAUAGCUACACAGUGAUGGAUAGAACAAAGGCGAGACGGUGGUUGCAUGUUGUGUAGCGAUGGCUCUUUUGUGGCUUUGAUUUGGACUCAUCAGUGAUCCUUACAGAAACCAGAAAGCAGCUUCUACUGAGAGUAGGGAGACCAAGAACACAUCCAAGAAGAAGAUGGCAACGGCUUCGUCGUCGGUACCUUUCUUUGGAAUCAGAGAGGAGGAGAAGCUCAACACCCAGCAGCAGCGGCCACAGCCAUCAUCAUCGUCGACGCCGACGGCAGCUGCUCCUCCCAAGAAAAAGAGGAACCUCCCGGGAAAUCCAAAUCCCGACGCCGAGGUGGUCGCUCUGUCACCAAAGACGCUUCUUGCGACGAAUAGGUUCAUCUGCGAGGUGUGCAACAAGGGGUUCCAGCGGGAGCAGAACCUGCAGCUGCACCGGCGCGGCCACAACCUACCAUGGAAGCUGAAGCAGAAGAACCCCAAGGAGGUCCGUCGCCGCGUGUACAUCUGCCCGGAGCCGACAUGCGUCCACCACGAGCCCUCACGCGCCCUUGGCGACCUCACCGGCAUCAAGAAGCACUACUGCCGCAAGCAUGGCGAGAAGAAGUGGAAGUGCGACAAGUGCUCGAAGCGUUAUGCCGUGCAGUCGGAUUGGAAGGCGCAUUCCAAGACCUGCGGUACUCGCGAGUACCGCUGUGACUGCGGAACCCUGUUCUCCAGGCGUGAUAGCUUCAUUACCCAUAGAGCCUUCUGCGAUGCAUUAGCACAGGAAAGUGCGAGGAUCCCAGCCGGCAUCAACACCAUUGGCGGCAGCCACUUCUAUGGCAACACCGGAAUACAUUUGGGCCUUCCUCAGUUGAAUUCGCAACUCUCAUCCUUACAGGAGCAGACGCAUUGUGGAAAUGACAGUGCAGCACCGUUCAACCAUGUCACCUUGCCGUCCUUCCGACCACCUCAGUCUGCCACUCCCUUCUUUCUCGGCAGCGGAUCGAGCCAAGACAUCCAUGAAGACACUCAGUUGCUUCAAAGUAAACCUUUCCAUGGCUUGAUGCAACUACAGGAUCACCUCCAACACAACACCAAUGCCUCGUCCUCCUCCUCUGCCGCGGCUGCGACCGAUCUUUUCAACCUUAGCAUCUUCUCCAACAGUAACAACAGGAGCGUCAUCACCAACAGCAGCAACUCUGGGAUCAACCAAAAUGCUCACCUGCUGAUCUCUGAUCAUUUCAACAACGCUAGUGGAAGCAAUGAGCCAAACACACUCUUCGCAGGAAAUCAUCUCAUCAGCAACCAUAUCGAUGCAAACAUGUUUGGCCAAUCGGUGACCACUGAAUCGGUGCCACCACACAUGUCAGCAACUGCGCUUCUUCAGAAGGCCGCGCAGAUGGGUGCAACAUCCAGUUGUAGCAGUGCGAGCUCCUUGCUUAGAGGAAUCGGCAGCUUAUAUUCCAGCAAUUCAAAGAAUGCAGGUUUUCAGGCAUCAGCAACCCAGGUGGAGAACGAGAGCCAUUUCCAAGACCUUAUGAACUCCCUCACCAACGGAAACACCAGUACAUUUAAUGGUGGGAAUCAUCAAAAGACUGGGUUCAGCGGCUUCAUCUCAGGCAUCGGCAACAUGAACGAGAGCAAGCUACAGCGUAACCUAUCCGCCAGUGGCCUUGGAACCUCUGACAGUUUAACCAGAGAUUUCCUUGGGGUUGGAAGCAUGAUGAGGAGGGGGGGGAUAACGCAAAGAGAGCAGCAUCUCGGCAUCGACAUCAGCUCUCUCGAUCCGGAACUGAAGUCUGGAUCCUCGACUCGAUCUUUUGUCGGUGGCAGUCUGCAGUAAUUGAUACUGAAGACGAGGCAGACUUAGCAGGUAUUGUUCUUACUGUUUGUACUGUCACUGUUAAAGCUAGUUUAGUAGGAUCGCAAUAACUGGACUUUGCAUUAGCAAGCGUUAUCUUUAAGGUCUCAAGGCAAUCUUAACCUGCAAAAUUUUCGUUCU